AUGACUGAAGCACGGGUGAUCAAGCGUCGCUCCCUCGGCCUCGGCCUCACCUUCCUUGCCACCCUCAUCCUCAACACUGUCAUUGCCACUACACCCUUCUUAAUCACAUCAACACAUGCCGGAUCCUUUGAGAUCCCCGUCAGCAAACCCGCCAUCGAGCUUGACCCCAUUUCCUUUCCACUCGAUACCCCCGCCAAGGCCCCUCUUAGCAAGAACCGCCACAAGCUUAUCUCGUCAAAGUACCUCGGCAAUUCCGUCAUCACCAAUGCCAAGAACCUCGGCUAUUCUGGCACCAUCAUUCUCGGCAACAACCCGCCACAGUCCUUCGAGGUCGUCUUUGACACGGGCAGUGACAUGAUCGUCAUCACCUCUAACGAGUGUCAAGGUACUCACUGCGACGAAAUGGACCAUUACACUUGCUCCUCAUGCGCAAAGACCCCAUACUCCUACAACAUCUCCUACGGCGAUGGCACCUGGGGCAGCGGACCCAUUGUCGCUGAUACUGUCUCGAUCGGUGGCCUCAUCAUCCAUGAUCAGCAGAUCCUAGACAUCACCCAGAGUGGACUCGACCUAUCCUCCUAUGGCCCCGGGAUCUCAGGUCUCGUCGGACUGAUGCCCAAUUCGCCCGUCUUGAACGCCGUACCACCACUCGGGACCAUCUCCAAAAACAAACUCCUCGACAUGAACGUGUUUUCGGUCUAUCUCGCCCGAAGCCUCAAGGAGAACCAAGGUGGCUCUUUUUUAUUUGGAGGUAUCGACUCGACAAAGUUUGUUGGACCCUUGAACUAUGUGCCGGUCUCGACAGCUUCAGGAGUCCGAGAAGGAAUGUGGUACGUUGAUGCCGACAAUGCCUAUGCAGGAGACACGCCCGUUAAUGGCUACACAGAAUCGCCAUGGCUGUUCGACACUGGCACGUCCUUUAUCGCCGUCCCGACAUCUUUUGCCGCUGCAUUCCAUGCUAGCAUACCUGGAUCCGCCUACUCUACAACGGAUGGGAUCUAUAUCAUCCCUUGCCAGGGUACCACAAGCUUUGGUGUUUCUUUUAACGGGAUCAAGUACGAGGUGCCUUAUUCCGACUAUGUGGCGGCUGCUGGUGGAGGUUCGUCGCUCUGUGUCUCGCUGGUUAUGCCUCUCAGGAACUAUGAGAUGUAUAUUCUUGGCGACCCAUUCCUUCGGCAAGUCUACUCGGUCUAUGAUUUCACUCCAGGCGCCAGUCGGAUCGGAAUCGGCCAGGUCAACGUGAAGAAUGCUUCUCUCGGAAACGAAGGACUAUCAGGAGAGCCAGUGCCAGGAGGAGCGGUCAUCACACCUAAAAACCCUAGCUCAGGACGGCGAGGAUACAGGACAGAGUCAAUGUCAAAACUAUUCAGUCUAGUAAUGGUCUCGACCGUGGUGGCGUUAUAUGUUGCAUUCCUCGGAUAA
Molecule: messenger RNA, 1422 nt
Organism: Linnemannia hyalina
Lineage: Eukaryota; Fungi; Mortierellomycota; Mortierellomycetes; Mortierellales; Mortierellaceae
Source: the annotation of a GenBank genome assembly